Molecule: messenger RNA, 6390 nt
Organism: Mobula hypostoma (lesser devil ray)
Lineage: Eukaryota; Metazoa; Chordata; Chondrichthyes; Myliobatiformes; Myliobatidae
Gene: pi4kb
Product: phosphatidylinositol 4-kinase, catalytic, beta
Exons: 12
Coding region: 113-2545 (810 amino acids)
Biological process (GO): phosphatidylinositol-mediated signaling; phosphatidylinositol phosphate biosynthetic process
Cellular component (GO): membrane; cytoplasm
Molecular function (GO): 1-phosphatidylinositol 4-kinase activity
Source: RefSeq, a predicted model, not a curated record
CAGGCGCAGAGGCGGCAGUGCCCGCAGUCGGCUGCGAGCAGUAAAGACGAUGGCGAGCUGAGAGCAGCGGGUAAUUAAAAACACCCACUCCAAGGCCUGAGAAGUGUUUGGCAUGGAGGAAACAGAAGGGGAGGCCGACCAGGCAGACCAGUGCCCGGGCGAGAGCGAACCUCCGACAGGCGGCGGAGCCCUGGGCGUCAUCAAGGAAGGCGUGGGGGAGGCCCUUAUUGACUCCGAGGUGGCCAAGCGGGCCUGCCAGGAGGUGCUGGAGAAAGUCAAGCUCCUGCGGGGCGCCUCGACGGAGACGGUGGAGGAGGCAGAGGGCCGCAGCGGUGUGCCCAACGGUGUCGCCAGCGAUGGCGAGCAGGCCAAAGUCCGGGUAGUGGAGGAGGAUGGGACAGCGGCAGUGGGCAACACAGUUAAGAAUGCCCGGAGGCGGCAGCGGUACAACUCAGCCAAGCAGUCGUGGCUGCUCCGGCUCUUCGAGUCCAAGCUCUUCGACAUCUCCAUGGCCAUCUCGUACCUCUACAACUCUAAGGAGCCAGGUGUGCAGGCAUACAUCGGCAACAGACUCUUCAGCUUCCGCCAUGAGGAGGUGGACUUCUACUUGCCCCAGCUGCUCAACAUGUACAUACAUAUGGACGAGGACGUUGGCGAUGCUAUCAAGCCCUAUGUGGUGCACCGCUGCCGCCAGAGCAUCAACUUCUCCCUCCAGUGCGCCUGGCUUCUGGGCGCCUACUCCUCAGACAUGCACAUCUCCGCCCAGCGCCACUCCCGCGGCACCAAGCUGCGCAAGCUCAUCCUCUCCGACGAACUGAAGCCAGCCCACCGGCGCAAAGAGGUGCCGCCGGUCAGCCCCGCUGGCGACAUGGCACAGUCGCCCUCCAAGCGGACCCACCAGAGAUCCAAGUCAGACGCUACGGCCAGUAUUAGCCUGGGCAGCAACCUGAAGAGAACGGCAAGCAACCCAAAGGUGGAGAGGCAGCAGGAGGAGGCGCUUUCGUCCAGUAAUGAGAGUAUUGGUAGAGAUGACCGCACUCAACCUGCCAGGCUGGCACCCGAGAGGGAGUUUAUCAAGUCACUCAUGGGGAUCGGCAAACGGCUGGUCACCCUGCACACCAAGGAACAGAAGACGCAGAGGCUCAUCUCCGAGCUGUCACUGCUGAAUCACAAGCUUCCGGCCCGGGUCUGGCUCCCGACGUCUGGCUUUGAUCACCACGUGGUGCGAGUUCCUCACAACCAGGCCGUCGUCCUCAACUCCAAGGACAAGGCGCCCUACCUGAUCUACGUAGAGGUGCUGGAGUGUGAUAACCUGGAGGCUUCGCCCGUCCCUACCCGCAUCCCGGAGAACCGGAUCCGCAGCACGCGCUCGGUGGAGAACCUGCCCGGCUGUGGCUCCGGCUCUGGCCACGAGCAGCGAGCCCCCACCUUCACCACCGUGACCAACUACGACAACGACGAUGAGGCCUGGUCCGUGGACGACAUCGGUGAGCUGCAGGUGGAGCUACCUGAAGUGCACACCAACAGCAGCGAUAACAUCUCCCAGUUUUCUGUGGAUAGCAUCACGAGUCAGGAGAGCAAGGAGCCAGUGUUUAUAGCUGCCGGUGAUAUCAGGCGACGUCUCUCAGAGCAGCUGGCCCACGCACCCACUACGUUUAAACGGGACCCCGAGGACCCCUCUGCUGUGGCCCUGAAGGAACCGUGGCAGGAGAAAGUCGGGCGAAUCCGAGAGAAUUCUCCCUACGGCCACUUCCCGAACUGGCGGCUGCUCUCAGUCAUAGUCAAGUGCGGUGAUGACCUUCGCCAGGAGCUCCUAGCUUACCAGGUCCUAAAGCAACUGCAGGCUAUCUGGGAGUUGGAGCGAGUGCCACUCUGGAUCAAGCCCUACAAGAUUCUGGUGAUCUCUGCGGACAGUGGGAUGAUCGAGCCAGUGGUGAACGCGGUGUCGCUCCACCAGAUCAAGAAGCAGUCCCAGCUCUCCCUCCUGGACUACUUCCUGCAGGAACAUGGGAACUACACCACUGAGGAAUUCCUGUCUGCCCAACGCAACUUCGUCCAGAGCUGCGCCGGCUACUGUUUGGUCUGCUACCUUCUCCAGGUCAAGGACAGACAUAAUGGCAACAUUCUGCUGGAUUCAGAGGGGCACAUUAUUCAUAUCGACUUCGGCUUCAUCCUCUCCAGCUCGCCCCGAAAUCUGGGCUUCGAGACGUCUGCAUUCAAACUCACCAACGAGUUUGUUGAUGUCAUGGGGGGCCCAGAUGGGGACAUGUUCAACUACUACAAGAUGCUGAUGUUGCAGGGAUUGAUCGCAGCAAGGAAGCACAUGGACAAAGUGGCUCAAAUCGUGGAGAUUAUGCAACAAGGCUCCCAGCUCCCAUGUUUCCACGGUUCGGGAACAAUUCGGCAUCUCAAGGAGCGUUUCCACAUGAACUUGACUGAGGAGCAGCUUCAGGGACUGAUUGAGCAGAUGGUAGAUGGCAGCAUGCGAUCGCUGACCACGAAACUCUAUGAUGGCUUCCAGUACCUCACCAAUGGAAUCAUGUGAUCCCUUUAGCCCCCACCCACUCACCUCCAGGGCAAGGAGGAGGGAUGGGGAUGGAGAGAGAGACUGCAAUCUCUCGAUCGAGAGCAAGUUUGCUGCUUCCACACCUGAGGACUCCAAACCCCAACACAGGUUGUCAAGGGAAGCAUCAGUAUCCAAGGACAUUUAGAUGCUGUUUCUCUGUGGGAUUCAGGAGUGUCAAAUACCUUAGCCUGGACUUCAUUCCCACCUCCUAAUUCCCAGUGCCGGAGAGAAUUGGAUUGUGUCCUAAUUUUGCUCAACCUCACCUCCUCGAUGAAAGGAUCCAUUCCGAGCACCCAAUACCCCUUCCCUGCCACCCACCUUUGUGUUGGGAAGCCUCCUACGUUUUGAAGAAAGCCUUUUGUAUCAAAUCUAGGGCUGACCCGAACAAGGAAGGGAGAGCAGAAAAUCCUGCUGCAACUUCCAGAAGAGGGCGAGGAGAGUUCUUGGCGGCCAACAUCCUAUCCUGGUGUUUCUGCAGAAUGUUCAUUCCUCAACCAUGUUUAUUUAUAUAUUAUAUCUAUAUUCUGGAUAAUAUAUAUAUAAUAUAUAGCUAAACAUGGUCUAAUCUGUCCAGGUCAUUACCAAAGUUUGGGACCUUGCUCUGCACAAAUUGGCUGCACCUUUUCUAGCAUUUCAAAACGGAUAUUUGAUUUGGCUGCAGUGUUUUGGGACAGUGGGAAACCUUGAUUCAGAUCCCCAAAAGGGUCCUUUACCACGCAUGGUCACCCGCCACUACUCCAAGAAAGCACCACUCCUGAUGAGAAACAAAUUAACUCAUUGACCCUCCAGCAUGGAGAUGUGUGUCACCACAGACCAACUUUUCAGACAACAAAACCCUCACCACCUCCUUUCCUCACCUCGUGCUGAUUCUAACCAAGCACAGUCUCCUUUCCACACCUCAAAGCAAACAUCGUGACACAGCUUAGACUUUAUCCCCUUCUCCCCAAGUGUUUUUUUUUGUUUAUAUCUGUAUUUGCGUGAGUCAGUGAUUUUUUUUAACUUAGUUUUUCCUUCCUCAUUGGUAAACCGGACAUUUGCAAAGUCAGGUGUGUAGGAAUUUCCUUGUUAUGUUUGUCCAUUUUGUACUGUUAUAACAACUGUGACUAUUCGGUUGGCUGUGAAGCACUUUCGGGCAUCAUGAAAGAUUAGUAUUGAAAUGCAGGUCUUUCUUCUUUGAUGGAGAGAUACAAGUCCAUUCAGAGGUACUGGCUUGGGAGUGUAUUUCCCUUUCAGUUUUUACGCCUUCAUUCAACGAGGUUUGCUCCCUCUGCAGCUGUGAUUUUGGUGUUCACGCACAGUAACUGGUUCUGUUCUAUUUACCCGUGUCCGUGGUGGAACUGGAGCGGUGUUGACGGCCUUCUGCUAUAAAACCCAUGCCCUCGACUUGGUUCAGUGAGAAAACAUGAUGUUAGGUAUGUCCUCUGCUGACUGUCAUCCUGGGAGUUGGUUCACCUUUGAUGGCCUUGUCUGUCUGUAGAUUAGGUUUUGGUUAGGCUUGACAUUUCAAGGGUAAAGGGCAGAGAAAUUAACCGGCUGAUGGUCUUGAUCAGCUGUUUCUGAGUUUCCACCCCACUUUUCUUCCUACCACCCCAACUACAGUUCAGUUACUGACACUGUCCUCCAGUUAGAACCUUUCCACAUCCCAUCUUCCCUCCCAUGGCAGAGCAGUUUCCUUGCUUGCUGUGAUGAGGAUGAGGAUCUCUGAGGUAGAGACCCUUAUGAGGCGGGAUAGGAGUGGAUCAAUUCUGAGUCCGUCAAGAGGUGGAAAUCUUCCAAGAAGGGUUUGAGGUUCUCAUGAAGGUUAAGUCACAAUGGACUUAGUGUCUCACUAAAUUGGGAUGGGUUAGAGUGAAUCAUAUAAUUUAUUUCUGUUCUCACGUUCCCCCUCCCUGUCCACACAAUGCAAUACACCCUUUCUUUUGGGGAGGGCAGAUAAUAGGGAGACAAGAUUUACCCAUCUCUCUUCUUCUGCUGCAGGGGAAUGCUACCAGCCUCAGGGCAGUGUGCCGUGUUUGUUAUUUUUUGUUCUCUUCAUUGGAAUAAUGAGGUAAAUCAUAGGUCCUUUCUCUCCCAUUCUUCCUCCUCUCCCAGUCAGUCACCUCCCUCCUUGGACAAACAGUAACUGGAGGAGCAGUUGCUUCCUGCAGAAAAGUGAGGGGUUCCAUGACUAUUUUUGUUCAGCCUGGCCCCAAAUAUGGCCCAGUUAAAACGAGCUCCGUGAAAUCAAACCACUCUCUGCUUUUGUUGACAUUCUGUUGAUCGUCUGUUAAUGGCCGAUCCUGUUUACCGCUGAUAGAAAUACCCAAACUCUCAUCACUCGCCUCUGCCAAUCGUCUGUAAAACCCUCAUCACUCGCCUCCGCACAUCACUCUUCAGUAGCUUGCCAUAGGUCCUGCCUGUCAUGUCCCAGCAUCAAGAGGGGUAAACACAGGCACAGCCAGUGUUUGAUAAACACUCACAAUCUGUUUAACAUCAGUCACGAAUCAUACAUGGCUCUUGUACAUGUUCACCAAGCUCUGUACAUACAUGACAGUGGACACAUGCAUCGAGACGUGCAGUCCAUGUACACGGUGACUGGCACAUACUCACACUGUGACGAGACAAGGCUUGGAGACACAAGUUGACACCGAUCCACAGUACAUAUUUACAUGCAUGGCAGAUCGUACACACGCUGUCUAAAGCGUGUCCAUAUGUCAACUGUUGACAAGCAUGCACACAAUCUUUUCAGGACAUUGUAGUUUUGUGAGGCUUCAUUCCCCACCACCACUCAACCUGGUAAAGGGAAGCAGAUAGUGUUGUGAUGUAACCCCCUUGCCUCUAUGCGUUGAGAAUUGGGCUCGAGUGUAAUCUGCCAAAGUGGGUAAAGUCACAACCAAGAUGCAAGUUAACCCUUCCAUCUGCUCCGAUUGCAGAGUUAGGGCGUGGGAAUUUUGUCUUUAGAAUGGAUUGGAUCUCGCUGGUCAGGCUGUUUGUUUGCCAUAUUUGUGAAUGGUGUUGAGGAAUUACAUGUAAGGUGCAAACUGCCGGUAGCAAGUUCUCCCCUGGUCCCGGAUCAACUUCUUCCCAUAAAUUAACAUCAGCAGAGAAUGGAUAUACUGUCCCUUUGAUUUGCACAUUCUCCCUCCCACUUACGCAAGGAAGGACUAUUUUCUAGGUGUAUUUCAAACAGGAGUGAUGUAAUUUGUUCUGGGUGUCUUUGGGACAGUAUAGGGAGAGUUCUCUGUUCCAUGAGAGUGAUGGGAUGGUGUGGAGGGAGCUUCACUCUGUGUCUGACCCCAGGAGUGUGUGAUGGGACAGUGCGGAGGGAGGGGAGGUGAGUCUGUGGUCAGGAAAAGUGCUCUCUGCCACCACUACCACUACCACCACCCAGUUACACAGAUGAGAGUAAAGAGCCAGCCAUUAAAGAUUGGCUUGUAGAUUUGUCUGUUUACUUAAGUGAAGGAGACAUGAGAGGGAGUGUUGUACAUAUUAUAAAACUGUAUUUAAAUUGCUCUUUUAUAUAUACAUAUACAUAUAUAUAUAUAUAAGCAAUGCACGAUUUGAAAUUUAGUUUUCUGUUGUAAAUCUGAUACUAAAUUCUCUCAAGAUGAGCAGACAAUGUGAAGAUGGGAUUUAAAGCAGCAUUUUUGCUGUGUCCAGUGCUCCUUCUCCACAGCUGCACAGAUUUUAUUGCUGUACAGGUUUCGCUGCUGUCGUAAUAACAGUUUUCUCUGUCCGCCGUUUUCUUUGUUUACCCAUUCCACACACACACUGCCCCUCCCAACUCUUUAUUUUGGCCCCAUCAUGUUUUGUAUAUGUUGUCUUGUGACUCAUUAAAACACCUC